AUGGCGGAGAGCUUUAUGAUUAAUGGUCUUGAUAUGCAGUGCAGAUUUUAUUAUGCGCCUGGUACGGUAAAUCAUGAUUUUUGUGUUUAUGAACUAUUAAAAGGCAAACCAGGUCAAACAUAUAAACAUGGUAUACACUAUUUAUAUAUAUGGAGCAUGUGCCCAUGUGCAAAUGAAUAAUGUGCCCAUAACUGUACAAACCUCAUUUUCAUGUUAACAUUGAACUUUUUCCUUUUAACGCCCCCAAAAUAUUCAUUUGUUGCAGGGGAUUCUUCCACACACGUUGCAGAACGAGUCAUGCGCUCACUGAACGAAUGCUUGGGGAAUGGGCGUUCAAUACCUAUACCAUACGAUAAAGACACGAUCAUCUCUUCGAAUGGGGAAACAAGACUUUUGGACCUCACCAAAGAUGAGCUCAACAAAUUUAAAUCGGAGAGACACAUGGAUGCGGCUAAUGAAUGUGCGAAACGUGUGAAAGAGCGUAUUGAUGGGUACUUCAAUCCACGCAUUCAUGCCACAAGAAGAUCAUCGGUCUUUCUACCUUGA
This is a messenger RNA of Paramuricea clavata, 546 nucleotides long. NCBI's taxonomy places the organism in Eukaryota, Metazoa, Cnidaria, Anthozoa, Malacalcyonacea, Plexauridae. The record is from the annotation of a GenBank genome assembly.